This is a messenger RNA of Aphidius gifuensis, 3335 nucleotides long. RefSeq lists its product as uncharacterized. The transcript is spliced from 5 exons. The record is from RefSeq and is a predicted model, not a curated record. Lineage: Eukaryota; Metazoa; Arthropoda; Insecta; Hymenoptera; Braconidae. Bases 426 to 3332 code for a protein of 968 amino acids.
GGAAGCGGCCUGAUAUCCAGUGUUUGCCAAGCUCCCAGGAACAUGGCUCAGGAACUCGUCAUGCAAUAAUAUUCCCCAGUGGAAAAAAAAAAUCCAAUUUUUUAUUUGAAUAAAAAACCGGCUUUUUUUUUUUAUCAAUUCUCGAAUGUGACUGUUUAAUUGGACAGUGUUUAAAUGGUUUUGAUUUUUUGUUUUAAAUUACCGUUUUUUUUUCUUUGUUUAAAUAAUAAUAAAUAAAUUAAUAAAAAAGCAAGUAAACUGUGGUGUAAAAUAAAGAAACUCAAAGUCAACCAAUAAAUCUAGGAAAUCAAAAAUGAAAUUGAUAUAAAAUGGAGACUAAUGUUGGACAAAGUGUGUGAUAAAUUGACUACAUAAAGGCGUCUGUCUGUAACUUGUUUAAUAAAAUUCAUAAAUAAUCAUUAACAAUGGCAAAAAUUGACACAAUUGAUAUGUCAAAAAUAUUAGAAGUUCAAGUUACACAAGGUGAAAUGCUUGACGACUCACCAAUAGCAACAAAUUCAUUAGGCACAAUCACAACACUGAGACCAUCUCAAAUAAUAACUCCUCAAGAAAGGACAUUUUGUGAUGCCAUGUUUGGCUGUGAUUUGGCUAAAGUACGUUUUAGAAAAAUUCAUUGUACAGCUUGUGAUGUACAUAUUGGUUCAGCACCAUCAGAAUCACAUAACAUGCAUUCACAUCCAAUAUUAAAAACUCUGUUAUGUACAUCAUGCAGAGACUUUUAUGGGGACGGUUUAUUUGAACAAGGUGAUGAUGCUACUGAUAUGUUUUGUCGUUGGUGUGCCAAUGGUGGAAAUCUUUAUUGUUGUUCAUACUGCAGUAAUACAUUUUGUUUGAAAUGCAUAAAACGUAACUUUGAAGAUCACGUUAGAAACAGAAUUGAAGCUGAUGAAAAAUGGAAAUGUUUUGUUUGUAAUCCAGAAGAUUUAUAUACACUUAGAGCAAUUUGUUGGGCAUUGCUACAACAUGUUAAAACUCUUUCAAGAAUACUUCAAGCUGAUAAUUCAAUGACACAACAAGAAAUACAAUCAAAAUUGGAACAAGAUGAUUCACUUUGUUGUAUUAAUAAACGACCAAAACCAGCAAAACGAAAAAUAAAACAUGAUGAUAUAAAUAAUUCUGAUGAUGGUACAUAUUUACCAGUAAAUACCACACAUUCAUCGAAAAAAAAAACUAAAAAGAAAAGAUUAAAUUCAUCAACAUACAAUGAUAAUGAUAUUAAUUAUGAACAUGAUGAUAUUGCACCACUAUUACAGUGUGAACAAUCAAUGAUUGUUGAAGAUGACAUUGAUUCAAUUUUACCAUAUUCACCAUAUGAUUCAUCAAACUUAAAAUUAACAGAUUCAAUAAUAAAUAAUAAUAAUAAUAGUUACAGUGUAUCACCAAUGCAAUAUCGUCCAGUUGUUAGAAAUGGUCAAACACAUUUGAUACCAUUACGUACAGUACGUACAAUUGAUUUAUCAACAUCUGGUAAUACAUCACAAUUCAAUAAAAAUUCACCAAAUAAAUAUCAUUCGAAAUUCACCAAAAAACAAUCAACUGGUACAGAAGCAGCUAUUAAUUUAAAUGUUAAUAAUAAAAAUACAACAACACCAAGUGUCAUUGACCUUGAUAGUGAUGAUAAUGACAAUGACAAUGAAAAUACAACAAAUACAACAAUAAAUAAUAAUCAAAUAAUUGAAAUUGAUGAUACAAAUCAAAAUAAUAAUAAUGCUAAACAAAAUUAUCCACGUUUAACUGUUAAAACAUUUGAAUGUGAAAUAAAUAAUCCAAUAAAAUCAAUUGAUAUAAUACUUAAAAAAUUACGUAGUAGAUUAAAAAUUGAUAUGAAUAAUUUUGAAAAUUCACCAAGUGGUAAUGAUGUUAAUGAUGCAAGAAAAAAAUUAAAAUUAAUUAAUAAAAAUAUUGAUAAAGUUGUUAAUGAAUUGGCAGAAUUUAAUAAUAAAAUGAUUAGAAGAUAUAAACCAUGGAAACAAACAGUGAUAAGUGGUAAAAAUUUACAAGAUAAUAGUACAACUGAAAUAAUAUUAUAUAAAAAAAAUCAGGGAUGUAUAUUACCACUUGAUAUGGAAUGUGUUGAUGAUUCAGAAGAAGAAAUAGAAGAAGUAGAAGAAGUAGUAGAAGAAAGAGAUAAUGGUGAUGUUGGUACUGAUGUUGAUACAAAUAUUGAUUGUAUUGUUGAUUUUACAAGAAAAUUAACAACAUUCAAUGAGAAAGAAACAAUUAGCCAAGGUUGUAAUACUGAUUGUAUAAAAACCCAAGACAAAGGUAUACAAGUUUAUGAAACAAUAAAUAAAGAUUAUGAUAUGACAAUUGGUUAUUCAUUAUUAAUGAGAGCUGAUUAUGAUGAAAAAAAGAAAAAAGAAAUAUACAAACCAGUUGUUAUACAUGAUAAGUAUUUUGGUAAAUAUGAAGAACAGUUUAUAUUUUAUCUUCAAGCUUAUGAGGAUCGUAUUGGUGAUACAUGUGAUGAUGAUAAUGAAAAAGAAAAUACUAGUCCUUAUAAUUGUAAUGAUAAAACGCUAAUUGAUAUUAUUGAUAAUGAUAUUACAAUAUUAAAAAAACAAAAUGACAUACAAAUUAUUGAUGAGAUAUCAAAUUGUCAUGAUGAAGAAAGCAUUGAUAGUCAUAAAAAUACUGAUGUUAUUGAUGAUAAUAAUUUAACACCAGAUGAAGCUAAUAAUACUGAUAAAAAUUUAAAUUCAAAUAAUGAUGAUGAUCAAGAUAAUACAAAUGAUGAUAAUGAUAAAAUGGAAAUAGAAAACGAGCAAGAAUCAUUAAUUAAUAUUAAAAAUAAAAAACAACAAAUUAAUCAAGAUAGUAAAGAUUUAAAUGACGAUAUUGAUGAAGAAAAUGAAAGCAUAUUGUGUAAUAAUAAAACACAAGAGCCAAUUAGUAUAGUAGAUCAUAAUUAUGGUAAAGAUAUUGAGAAUAAAAAAAGCGAUAAUAAUAUUGAGAUUCAAAUUGAUGACAAUGACGAGGAUGAUGAUGAUGAUGAUGAUGAUGAGAUUGAAAAUGGCAAAAACGUUGAUGAAAUUUCAGAAGCAUUGACGUCAAUUGAAAAAGAAAUAUCUGAAUUUUCAAAAUUGGAAACAGAAUUACUUGAUAGUCCAAGAAAAUCAAGUGUUACGUCAAUUGUUCAUAGUAAUACUGUUGAAAAUGGUUUAGCUAACAAUGAAAAUUCAAGUCCAAUUGAACCUGAAGAAGCUGCUAAAGCUGUUCGAGCACUUAUUGAUGAUCAUUCACUGGAUAAUAAUACACCACCAAAUAAAUCAACAAACGAGGAUGACGAUGAGUGCACCAUUAUUGAUUAAAAA